GCCAGCGCUCUGUAGAAUGGCGGCGGCUGCUGGCGGUGCACACGGCGGUACCACAGCAAAGCCACACAAAGAACAUCCGCGAAAAAGUAAAGAUUCACGCCGGAGACAAGCGGCCCUGCUGUUUUUGAAUAACAUCUCUCUAGACGGACGGCCUGUCUACGCUCUCGAUAAUGGCCUCAGAGAAACUUGGAACCAAACCGUGGAAGUCGGACCACCGGCGGUUUCUCUCCCGGUGUCGACGGCAAGCAGCUGCGGGAAUUUCAGCCAGCUGUCACCGUUCAGUGGAACUGCUUUACCGAGGACUAGCACCUGUCCCCCGGGUCCUCUCCCCAUGACAGCGGUAGCAGCUUUCAGUCUAGGGGGAAACAGCAGUGAGGUGUCCUUGGAGAGCGGAAGAAUGGACCCUUUGUCAUCUGUAGCAUUACCCGUUUCUACGACCUCCGGAGCUCAAAACCCGCAUCCGAUUAUCGCUAAAUCUCCGGCCGUGGUGUCAGGUGCUAACUCCGGACCACCGGAUCUCCGUCAGCGGACACGUAAUCAGUCAGGGUCUCCUGGGCCCGUCGUGUAUAAGAAGGUGCACUUCAUCAAGAACAUGCGGCAAUAUGACACUCGAGGCAGUAGGAUUGUUGUGAUCUGUGCCAAACGAUCUCUGUGUGCUGCUUUCUCUGUACUGCCCUAUGGGGAGAGCUUUCACAUCAGUGAAGAGGCCCAGAGACAGAGGAACCCAUCCGGCGGAGCAGCUGAUACAGUUCCUGUAUUGGAGGGUGUGGAACUGGGGGCUUUAGGGAAGACAGUAUCUUAUGCCCGGUUCCUACUUCCUACCAAUGCCCUGGUCAGGCAGAAAAGCAACGUCCCACUGGAUACCACCACGGUACAGACACCAGCGUCCCGUAACUGGAUAAACAACCAGAAGAACUUCUGUCAUCAACGUUUGUGCAGCAACGUCGGACAAGAAGCUGCAGGUGUGGACGAGUUGUCAGAUUAUGACCCUAAUCUACUAAGUGAUCCUCAGUGGCCAUGUGGGAAACACAAGAGGGUCUUAAUCUUUGGCUCUUAUGUGACAACUGUUAUUGAAUAUGUAAAACCAUCUGACCUGAAGAAGGACAUGAAUGAAACGUUCAAGGAAAAAUUUCCCCAUAUUAAGCUGACAUUGAGCAAGAUUAGAAGCUUGAAAAGAGACAUGCGUGCAGUGAGCGAGGAGUGUGGUCUACAGCCAGUUACUAUAGCGAUGGCCUAUGUGUACUUUGAGAAGUUGGUUCUGCAGGGUCGACUGAACAAGCCCAACAGAAAACUGGUAUCUGCGGUGUGUGUGCUGCUGGCAGCCAAGAUCAGCAGUGACCUCAAGAAACUGGAGGUCAAACAGCUGAUAGAUAAGCUAGAGGAGCGUUUUCGAAUAAGUCGUCGGGAGCUCAUUCCCCUGGAGUUCCCCGUCCUGGUUGCACUGGAAAUGGCUCUCUACCUCCCGGACAGUAAGGUCAUGCCACACUAUCGCAGGCUGGUGCAGCAGGUGUAGAACCGGAGAAAGACCCUUCAGCUUCUGAACCCUAAACAAAUGCAGUUAAACACAGGACUCUACUGACCUUAAUAUAUUCACUCAUGUGACUGUAUUAAAUUUCAGUCUUCCAUGUAGUACAACCCUCAUGUUUGGUGUGCUGGUUAGUUCUGGAGGUGGAAAUUUAUUUAACUUUAUAUACCCCCCCCCCAGUGUUUUUACUUAUGACUUUUUUUUUAAUGUGAUUUUCUUUUUAUUUUUAAACCAUAUUUAUCAAUACAGCUGUAUAUUUAUAGAUUCUGUCAAUAUCAUACGUUUGGAGACUGACUGUAUUUUCCUAACUUAAGGUAGUUAGUGUAUGUGGAGUGUGUAUUUUGUCAAGCAUAUUCUGAAAAUGACUCUAUGUUAGAGGUGACAUUUUCCAGGCACGUUAUUUGUGCCAUCCUCAUCAGAUGUUCCAUGUGUUCCCUGGUUAUAUGGUUUUGUCUCUUUUUUUUCUUUCUUUUUUUUUCCCCCUUAUGUAGAUGAAAUGUUGCGUGAGCAGUGUAUGUGAUUUUGAUGUUGAAACGUUCUGUAGCUUUAGAUACAAGAGUGCCAAUUAAAUCAGACCAGCUUGUAAUUAAGAGUUAUUAAUGCUAAUUAUUCUAUUGCACAAAGGAAAUUUGCAUAGUUUUUAAAAACGGUACAAAUUGCAUGAAGAAAAGCUUCACUGUGGACGUAGCUGUGCUCUGUGUGUGUAUAUAAUCACCAUAGGGGUUUGGUGGUUAGUCCAAACACUGUAUGGCAAAAGAUAAAUCACUGUUUAUGAACUGUGGUAUGUUGAGUAACGUAAAACCAUCAGUGAUCCGUUUGUGUUGUACUGUGACAUACUGCAUUUGGUGCAAUGUGUGAGUGUACUGUAUGCUGUACAUAGUCUCACUUAUUUUUAUUUGGAACGACGACAGUUGUUGUAGCCUAGUCCACAGUAGUUGAGGCUGCAACACUGAAUAAUAUGCCAUAAUUUAUUUUCCUUUGAACUUACACAAGUUCAGUUGUAUUUUAAGGUACGGACAUUUGUCAAGAAUUGACUGUGAUAGAUGUUGUCUUACACUUUUUCUCUCAGGGAGGGUUUCUUGCUAUUGUGAACACUCUUUGCGAACCUGUCUUAAACCUUUGUGAAUUUUUGCGUCUAGUGCGUUUUGUUUUUUUUUAACAAGAGAACUUUAAACUCUUGUUAUGAAUCAUUUAGAAACAGCUAUUUAUUUUUUAACCUAAAUAUUUUUAUUGCAGCAUGAAGUGCCUUGUUUGUUACACUGAUCACUUUGCUGCCAUGCCAUUUAAAUAGUCUUCUGCACAUCAACAUUUGACUCCACAAUAGUUUGUCACCAGCUUUGGAAAUAGUAAAACACCUCAGACAGUCUAACCUUUUGUUGGAUGUCACGUGGUCUGAUACUGUAUGACACUGUGAGAUGUUGCACGAAGAGAAUAACUCUGAGCACAUGUCUGUAUUUUUUGUGUAUUUUGCCAAAAAGACAUUUUUAAAUGGGAAAUGAAGUGGUAGUUUAGUUUCUGUAUGAUGCCAAAAUGUUUUGUGCUGUAUGG
Hemibagrus wyckioides is the source of this 3073-nucleotide messenger RNA. It is a transcript of the gene cables2a, whose product is annotated as Cdk5 and Abl enzyme substrate 2a. The coding region runs from base 17 to 1513 and encodes 498 amino acids. Gene Ontology annotation, biological process: regulation of cell cycle. Lineage: Eukaryota; Metazoa; Chordata; Actinopteri; Siluriformes; Bagridae. The transcript is spliced from 9 exons. The record is from RefSeq and is a predicted model, not a curated record.